AUGAAACUAUUCCAAUUAUUCAUACCUGUUCUCCUCUUUCCGUUUGCUACCGCAUCCUGCGUCACCGAAAUCAAUGAAGCAUGUCAAGAACAACUGGAAACAAAAAAUGAGGUAGCGAAAGGAAUUGUGAAUUCCCGGUACCCACCACUAAAGAAUGCAUGGAAGAAUUAUACGGAGACAUAUCAGAAGUACUUGGACUGUGCCUCCGAACAAGAUUGCUACAAGGGUAAAUUGAAUGAGUCGAUUUUUGAAACCACUCGUGAUUACAUCGGUACAAAAACCUAUCCGUUUGAUCACAGCUGCUUGAGACUUGUGUUGGAGAAAGUUUACGAUGGUGGUUACGAAUGUACACACCAGUUUGGUGAUGAAUUGAGAAACCUCACCGCUGCCCAUACAAUUUUCAAAAAUGGCAAGCCUUGUUUCUUGAAAAUGGCUCAAGACACAUGCAAACCGGAACACUUCCAAUUUUUCCAACAAAACUAUGACGAUCUGAUGGAACUGUACACCGACCAACCGGCGAACAAUGUCUGUACCAACCCAAGCGACAAGUUUUAUAAAAUGCAAUGUGAAAGUUUGGCGGCUGGAGUUAAAGCGAAAGCAGCGGAGAUACCGUUUUUGAAUGCGACGUCUUCUGAUGUAAAGGAAAUUGUGAGCUUGUGUAGGGAGUGUCAGACAUGCACACAAGACAGCUGCUUGUUCGACCAAGACCCCGGAAGGAGAGCUGGAGUCAAACGAAUGUGUGAUGAUUUCGAGACACUUCCUGCUAACCUCACAUUAAUAUUGGAUCGCCGUCCUAAAUUAUUGGAGUACAAGUGUUUGACUAAUAUGACUUAUUUGGAUUUUUUGGAAAAGCAAAUGUUGUGUAUUAUGGGACAAAAAGAUAAUUGUGCCUUGUUUGUUGUUUCGAAGAUGUGUCAGCAAGAGGUGAUGGCGGAUUUUGAAUAUUUGUAA
Molecule: messenger RNA, 951 nt
Organism: Caenorhabditis remanei
Lineage: Eukaryota; Metazoa; Nematoda; Chromadorea; Rhabditida; Rhabditidae
Exons: 4
Coding region: 1-951 (316 amino acids)
Source: RefSeq, a predicted model, not a curated record